CAGAGGGAAGGAGCUCAGCCCAAACGCUGGCAGAGAAGCAGCCAGCUACAGAGUCUAAGGAAGCACCCUUGCCAUUGACAGUCGCCUCCUCACCAUUAAAGUAUUUUAUAUUUGCACUCUUCCUUCGGAAAAUUUGUUCCUCUACUUUCUCCCCCACUCCUGCUUGGAUUUGAUGAAGGCUUUGUUAAAUCUCAGAGGGGAAAGAGACUGAGCGAGAGAAAGAGCGAGGCAAAGUGGAAGGGGAGUGCGCGCUGGACCCGCCCGAGCAGCCUUGGCAGUGGCUGCGAGCCCCGCGCGCUAGAGCCCCUCUCUGUGGCCAGCAGUGCGCAUACACGAGUCCACCGCGGACCAACUCGCCGAGGCCACCAUGGUCGGGAGAGUUCAGCCCGAUCGGAAACAGUUGCCGCUGGUCCUACUGAGACUGCUCUGCCUUCUUCCCACAGGACUGCCCGUUCGCAGCGUGGAUUUUAACCGAGGCACGGACAACAUCACCGUGAGACAGGGGGACACGGCCAUCCUCAGGUGUGUGGUAGAAGACAAGAACUCAAAAGUGGCCUGGUUGAACCGCUCUGGCAUCAUCUUCGCUGGACAUGACAAGUGGUCUCUGGACCCUCGGGUUGAGCUGGAGAAACGCCAUGCUCUGGAAUACAGCCUCCGAAUCCAGAAGGUGGAUGUCUACGAUGAAGGCUCCUACACAUGCUCAGUUCAGACACAGCACGAACCCAAGACCUCCCAAGUUUACUUGAUCGUGCAAGUUCCACCAAAGAUCUCCAACAUCUCCUCGGAUGUCACUGUGAAUGAGGGCAGCAAUGUAACCCUGGUCUGCAUGGCCAAUGGGCGCCCUGAACCUGUUAUCACCUGGAGACACCUUACACCACUUGGACGAGAAUUUGAAGGAGAAGAAGAAUAUCUGGAGAUCCUAGGCAUCACCAGGGAACAGUCAGGCAAAUACGAGUGCAAAGCUGCCAACGAGGUCUCCUCGGCGGAUGUCAAACAAGUCAAGGUCACUGUGAACUAUCCACCCACUAUCACGGAGUCGAAGAGCAAUGAAGCCACCACAGGACGACAAGCUUCCCUUAAAUGUGAGGCCUCAGCGGUGCCUGCACCUGACUUUGAGUGGUACCGAGAUGACACCAGGAUAAACAGUGCAAAUGGCCUUGAGAUCAAGAGCACUGAGGGCCAGUCCUCCCUGACGGUGACCAAUGUCACUGAAGAGCACUAUGGCAACUAUACCUGCGUGGCUGCCAACAAGCUAGGAGUCACCAAUGCCAGCCUAGUCCUUUUCAGACCCGGGUCGGUGAGAGGAAUCAACGGAUCCAUCAGUCUGGCCGUACCACUGUGGCUGCUGGCAGCGUCCCUGUUCUGCCUUCUCAGCAAAUGUUAAUAGAAUAAAAAUUUAAAAAUAAUUGCAAAAACACACAAAAAAUGCGUCACACAGAUACAGAGAGAGUGCAAGAUGGGGGGAGACUAUUGUUUCACAAGAUUGUGUGUUUAAAAAUGAAGGGGGGAUAUGAAAAAUGAAGAAAAUACAACACUAAAAACAGUUUUAAGAUCCUUCAAUAAAAAUCUGAGUAUAAUUUAGGGUGGGAAAACCUCUCCCAGAAUAUGUGUCUAUCUUCUAAGCAAACGACUGCUGUGUAAAGAUUCCAUCAUGCUAAGGACAUCUGAUGUUGUACAAAUGAUACUAUUCAAGGAGUACUAGAUGGAUGUUAACUCCCCCCACACUUUAUCCUUCCUUCAUCCAUUUUCAACUGUGGGGAAAAAAGAAGGUCUUGCCUUUGGUGUUUAUAUUUCCAUAAUCUUUUUAUUCUGUUUUUCAUUUGAGCUGAUGUGUAGCCAUUUUGGACUGUCAACGGAAACCUGUGUUGAGCCUUUCUCAGGCUCCCCUGCCUCGAUCAUCUCUCUAACUUUUAAGAGCAUCCCUUUCCCCUCCAGUGUGUUCUAUCCCCCAGCGCACCCAUUCCAAACACCCCCUUUUUCUCUACCCCCACCUCCCUUUGCCCCAGCAACUCAGAACACUAGUCAGGCCGCAAACGCUAGCAAGUACCAUUUUCAUCUUCUCCACUGUGCGCGUGUGCUCAAGUCUCUCGCUCUCACGUAGAUGUACAUGUGUGUGAGCGUGUAUGUGUCUUUCUCUAAAGCAUGCCAGGGGAAUGGUUCAUGUGUACAUAGACCCAUUGUGCUGUAGAUACUGUCCUGCACUGUAGUUGUGAGGUGCGGCUGUCACACGUUGCUGGGGGAGACGGGCUGGGUGGGAGGCAGGAGCAGGAUCCCUCCCCCCGUUCAC
Molecule: messenger RNA, 2287 nt
Organism: Apodemus sylvaticus (European woodmouse)
Lineage: Eukaryota; Metazoa; Chordata; Mammalia; Rodentia; Muridae
Gene: Lsamp
Product: limbic system associated membrane protein
Exons: 7
Coding region: 368-1384 (338 amino acids)
Cellular component (GO): neuron projection
Source: RefSeq, a predicted model, not a curated record